Molecule: messenger RNA, 861 nt
Organism: Vigna radiata var. radiata (mung bean)
Lineage: Eukaryota; Viridiplantae; Streptophyta; Magnoliopsida; Fabales; Fabaceae
Exons: 6
Coding region: 153-770 (205 amino acids)
Biological process (GO): protein desumoylation
Cellular component (GO): nucleus
Molecular function (GO): deSUMOylase activity
Source: RefSeq, a predicted model, not a curated record
UUGACAACGAGGGACUGCAGCUCCUUAGGUCCUCGAGAAUGUGUUGACAACAUGGUAAAUAUAUUAUUGACUUUUAGAAGUUGAUAUUAAAGUUGAAUCAGCUGAUGUUAAAGUUGUUUAUUGUUUUCUAGGUUAUAAUUUUUGCAGCAACCAUGUUUAUGUAUUUUGAAAAAAGGUCAACUGGAGUCAUAAAAAGGAUGAUCUUCAGUCCAAUGUUUGCGACUCACUUACUAACUGACAAUAAGAGGCGAGUUGCCAAAAAACAGGUCUGGCAACUUAUAGAUUACCAGCCUUAUUUUCGGCACGAUCUAGUAAGACUUCAUGAUUUAUUAUCUGUUGAUUGGGUUUUCAUUCCAGUUGUAACCAAGAAUCACUGGUGGUGCUAUGCACUGAGGGUCUGCACCAUGCAGUUUUUUGUUAUUGACUCAUUGGAGAAGGGAAUCAGCGGACGUGCUGGGAUUGACCGAAGCAUUGCUAAAAGUAUUCAGCGGUUUUGGGGUUUGCUGACUAAUACAUAUGAAGAUUCCAAGAUUGCUUUCAAUGUUGAGCAAGCCAAGAUCCCAGUGCAACCUAACACAUACGACUGUGGUUUAAUCAUGAUGAAAGUGAUGGAAUUAUGGGAUGGAGAGGACAAAUAUGAUGGCAAAAACAUGCCUGAUUAUAGUAAUGAGGAAUUGGCUGCGUUUAGAAAGAAGUACAUAUAUGACUGGAUUAUAGAUGCUGAAAACAUGCGAAGAUUGGGAGUCUUGCAGCACUUUGGAUUAGUAUAGGAAAUUACAUAAAUAUAUGUGUUUACAUUGUAAUUAGCAACAGAUUGAGUAGACAAUGUAAUGAUGUACAGUCUUGCAAAUUUUUACAAUG